Molecule: messenger RNA, 888 nt
Organism: Fusarium vanettenii 77-13-4
Lineage: Eukaryota; Fungi; Ascomycota; Sordariomycetes; Hypocreales; Nectriaceae
Exons: 2
Coding region: 1-888 (295 amino acids)
Source: RefSeq, a predicted model, not a curated record
AUGGGCGAUCCUCUCAGUGUCACUGCAUCGGUUGUAGGUAUUGUUGCCGCGGCUGUCCAGGGCGUGCAGCUCCUCUCGAACACCAUCGAGAGGAUCCGAAAUGCUCCAGAGGCUGUGCAAAGUAUUCAAGAUGAGAUUCAGCAGCUCAAGCCCAUUCUGACCCAGCUGGAGUCUGCCAUCAAAGAGGGCCGUUCUGGACUCAUUCUAGGCUCGGAAAUCAAGCUUGCCCUCGAAAACUGUCACCGAGUUUGCAUCAAGUCCAGCGAGUCCCUCGAGUAUUGGACGAGGCAUUCUACUGACAGUCAGAUGUCCAAGAUCGACAGUGCAAAGAUAGGGAUUCUCCGCCAGGAUCAGGUCCGAACACUGAAGGAGCAGCUGAACGGGUGUACCAAGAUACUCAAUGUCACCCUUGACACUGCCAACUAUCUAAAAAUGGCUCGCCAAGAGGGCAUGAUAAAGGAACUGGGGGACCAAAUGCUGGGGCAUCUAGAAACCCUCCUCAGCAAAAAGCUCGCAGAGACUAACGAGGAUCGGAAAGCGAUCGUACGGUAUGAGGCCGAAGCCCUGGAGUCAAGUGGGGUUGGGGAUAAACAAGACUUGAUUCGCGAACUUGGUCAACAGCGCGCCACGAUUGAUGCAGUCCAAGGGAUUUGCGAAAAGGCAUUGAAGACCGUUGUAUCCGAGCGAACCGGGCAGACCAUCCGCGAUGUCAAAGCCACGGACAAUAGCAUGGCUCUCACGGGGCUUGUCAACGCAGAGGAGGAAGAGAUACGUAUCGAGCAGGACAUAUCACAAAUUGCUGCAGACGGGCGCAGCAUUGCAGUCGCUGGUGUUGUGAACAAUGUGGAUUUUACAGCCUUGUAUUCGCAAAUGCAGCAGCCGAAGUAG